AUGGCUCCAUCCUUGACAACACCGUCCCCAGUGACGGCUUUCCUCGUUCUCAUGCUCUGUGCUCCUGCCCUCUCGCUCUCCCACAAUCCCCGCGUUUCUCAACGUCGAAGCCCUCUAUGGCGCCGCGGAGCCUCUGUACCAGACCUGGGCUUCUACAACCCAAAAGACAGUGGUGGCUCCAUGCUCACGAUCGCGCCCAACACGGGUGGCCUCGGAGAGCCUCUGAAUGUCAUCGUUUCUGGCAAGUCUAGCAGCGCUGUCCUGGUCGAUUCAGAAGAGAACGGUGGAUUCCGGAAUUACAUGCUAGCCGUCGGCUUUGCCACCGAGUGUCUAGGACAGCAUGCCGGCGACGCGCAAGUUGCGAAUCUUGGAGACGGCCAUGGUUCCCUCAACGAGACGUCAGAGCUACGGUGGGACUACGGAGACCCGCAACUAGGAACGUGCCAGGAGACUAUUAAGGGCGGUAACCACUUCCGGUAUUGGGUCCAAGACGGAGACGGCGCAGACAGUGGCGCGUAUUUCCUCGCAACGUCCUACGAGAAGUCGAUUGAUUUCGGCCACGAUAUCAUCUUCAAUGGUUACAAUCUUGGCCGCGAUUGGCUCGUCGGAAACGCCACAGCACAGUCAUCAAUUCUCCCGACACUGAACAUCACGAACGGCACAACCGUGUCAGGUUCAGUAUCUUUUAGUAAUUACACAUACAAGACGGACGUGCUCUACCUGUCAGGCAUCCUGUCCAAUAGCACGGAUGGGCUCAACCACGCUGGCUCUGUCGGUGGAAAUGGUGUUCAAGCCGUGGAUGGUCUCGUAGCCGUCCUCACGGUCACAAUAACCUCCGUACCAGCAGCAGCAUCCAGCGCGCUCCACUCGUUCUCGAGUCCCACAUGGCUCUCGUGGACCGCAGUACUCUUCGCCUCCCUCGCCGUAUCAUUAUCGACAUAG
This is a messenger RNA of Epithele typhae, 942 nucleotides long. RefSeq lists its product as uncharacterized. The transcript has 9 exons. Lineage: Eukaryota; Fungi; Basidiomycota; Agaricomycetes; Polyporales; Epitheliaceae. Bases 1 to 942 code for a protein of 313 amino acids. The record is from RefSeq and is a predicted model, not a curated record.